AUGUCAUCUGAGGGUGCGAGUCUAAACGAACAAUUAUUGGAUUGUGCAAGAAGAAACAAUGAAGAUUUGUUCAAUUCCAUUUUAGAAUCAUUAGGAAACGAUACUUAUAAUAUUUCUGAAUUAAUCAAUACAUCAAGAGAUCCAUUUGGAAACACUGCAUUACAUUUAGCAUGUCAAUAUGGGUCUUGGGAAGUUUUAGAUAAAAUACUAGACCAAGAAGGUGAUAUUGAAAUUGAUCCUCAAAAUACCACUGAUGGUGAUACCCCAUUGCAUGUCACAGUAAAAUAUGCUCACAAUGAACCAGAGCAUGGUACUUUUAUAGCUAAGAACUUGAUCGAGGUUGGUGCAGACCCAAGAAUAAGAAAUAAUCGUAACGAAAGACCAAUCGAUUGCAUUCACGGUGAUGAAUUGGAGGAAUUGAUAGAUUUAUUACAAGGUGCCGAAAUAUCUGCUGAUAACGGCGGUGUUAAUGAUGAAGAGGAUAUUGAAGAAGAUAAUGUUGAUAACGGAGAUGAUGAUGAUGAUAAUUAG
Molecule: messenger RNA, 531 nt
Organism: Tetrapisispora phaffii CBS 4417
Lineage: Eukaryota; Fungi; Ascomycota; Saccharomycetes; Saccharomycetales; Saccharomycetaceae
Gene: ANK1
Product: ankyrin repeat-containing protein ANK1
Exons: 1
Coding region: 1-531 (176 amino acids)
Molecular function (GO): protein binding
Source: RefSeq, a predicted model, not a curated record